GGAUUUGCGGGUAUAAGUUCAUCUUCUUGGCUGCAUGAAAAUCAGUUCGGUUUUCUCCAGCGUUUUAAAUACACUAAAAAUGCAUUUCACUCCAGCUGUAAUCUGCCUUGCACUGCUCCUGAUCAGUCCUUUGUGCUUGGGUUAUACUAAUGAACAACGUCAAGCCGAUGGCCGUAGAGUUGCUGAAAUUAUGCGAAACGCCAAGGAUAACAAUGCCAAAAUCAACAGCAUCCAGGAACUCCUUGAUAUUUACAAACGACUUUCUCCCAGUUUGUCUCCUGAAGAAAGGCAACGUAUCGACCAGCUUGUCGAUAAGCACACGGAUGAAAUUCUAGUCGAUGGAAUUCCUGCUCAGGGCGGUCGGAAGUCCAAGAUUGCUAAGAAGGUUUUGGCUCCAUCUGGGCAGGCCUUGGCCACUGGAUUCUUUGAAGAGCUUGGUGCCAAAAUUGCAAAAUUCUUCACUGGUUAACCGCACUUUUGUGUUAUUUCUAUGUAAACAAAAUUAAUUAUUUAAAUAAAUUUAUUAUUAUAAACUUUUGAAUCCAUGUAACAAAAUCAAGAUAAUUUUUUGACUUCAAAGACAUUCUAAUUUCCCAAAUCGAUGCACUAAAGACAUUUGAUUCAGCUUUAA
Molecule: messenger RNA, 631 nt
Organism: Drosophila eugracilis
Lineage: Eukaryota; Metazoa; Arthropoda; Insecta; Diptera; Drosophilidae
Product: protein Turandot B1-like
Exons: 2
Coding region: 35-469 (144 amino acids)
Biological process (GO): immune system process
Source: RefSeq, a predicted model, not a curated record